Molecule: messenger RNA, 4543 nt
Organism: Melanotaenia boesemani (Boeseman's rainbowfish)
Lineage: Eukaryota; Metazoa; Chordata; Actinopteri; Atheriniformes; Melanotaeniidae
Gene: rsf1a
Product: remodeling and spacing factor 1a
Exons: 18
Coding region: 93-4457 (1454 amino acids)
Biological process (GO): regulation of DNA-templated transcription
Cellular component (GO): RSF complex
Source: RefSeq, a predicted model, not a curated record
GGUAGCUCUUUCACUGCCUCCAUUCAUUUCAUUCGCGCAUAGUCGCAUCCGAGCAGCGAGCCCUCCCCUCCUAUUUCUCUCCGCCUGGAAAGAUGGCUGCUCCGGCGGUGUUGAGAAUCUCCGGCCCGCCGCUGUGUCCGAGCUUCGCGGAGGUCUGUUCGUUUUUGGAGCGAUACGGACCUGCGCUGGAUCUUCCUGAGAUGACUUUCCCGCAGAUGGAAAGGUAUCUACGGGAUACAACGACAGUCCCUAAACCUCUUGUGGAGCUCCAUGUGAAGCUGCUGAGAAAACUUGGGAGGUCCGUGACUACUGACCGCUGGGAAAAAUACCUGGCUAAGGUUUGCCAGGAGCUGAACAGUACAUGGGCAUGGGAGCUUGAACAGAAAGGUUAUCAGGAGAUGUCUAUGGAGUGCAAGUCAAGCAUCCUGAAAUAUCUCUGUGAGUGUCAGUUUGAUGACAACCUCAAGUUCAAAAUGGUGGUAAAUGAUGAGGAUCCAGAGAAGAUGCGUCUGCAGCCUAUUGGUCGGGACCGGCAGGGACUGAUAUAUUGGCUUCAGUUGGACCAGGAGCAGAACAUCCGGCUGUACACCGAGGAGCAGGAUGAUCUGGAUGGAUCCACCUGGAAGUGCAUCGUCAGGACUCGUAAUGACCUAGCUGAAGCUCUGGAACUACUGAAGGCUCAGGUUGAACCAAAGCAAAAGGACCAGGACCAGGACCAGAACCAGGCUGGACCCAGAAGUGCAAGCCCUGCAGGAAAAGAGAUAGGGGAGGAGGUCACUGGAGUCAGCAGCACCAAACUUUAUAAAACUACAGAGGAUGAAGCUGACAGUAAAAAUGCUGACGCUGUUAAGGAAGAGAAGCCCAUAAAACAAGCGGUGAAGCAGGAGCAGACGCGGCCCUUUCAACAGGAAAAUAAUGAAUCUGAGGUGAAAGAAGAAAAAACAGACCACAUGUUGUCUGCCUUCGAUAACCGCGUGAGCACGAUCACCACAAUUAAAUCAGAACCGAGGGAUACCGGUGCACCCCAAAACGCUGUGUCUGUCGUCAUGGCACCACAUGUGACUUUGACAAACAUUAACAAGGAAGAGGAAGCGGAGCGGGCAGUUGUCAGGAGCAACCAGCAGGCCAAGAUCCCCCUGAAGAAGAGGGAUCUUAAGCUUGCAGAUAGUUUUCACAGCAACCACCUGAGCAACAGUAACAGCAGCAGUAUCAUUGUUUGUAACCCUUCAGUGAUCCAGAGUAAAGAUGGCCAAGGAAGAAAUGGGAAGUUACUCAACUCGUUAACAUCUACAGGUAGUCCAGCUGUUUCGCAGCAGCAGCAGCAGCAGCUGGUGGUCACGGCGUCAAGCCAAGAACCGACCAACGGGAGAUCAUCUCUCCUUCUGACCCACAAAGACAGUCAAAAUGGCGUCAUAGGGGUUAUUGGUCAAGCUGGGGUUGUGGGUCAUGUUGGGGUUAUUCGCAGCCCAUCUGAGCGUCUCAGAACCCCUGGUACUGAGCAGCAAGACCAAAAUGGGCCGAGUUCAGAAACCAGUGGGGCUGUGGGGGAAGACAAGGAGGUGAGCCGGCAGUCUGUACUGGUGAGGAAGGGAGUUACUGAAGGGGAGAAUGCACCAGCAGUCACCGCUCCCACUCCUCAUUUAAUGACUGAAACUCUGACACUGAGAAUGAGAAAUUCAACACUGACAUUAAAACCUGAUGAACUUUCCGAAGUUACAGAAAGAAAAGUCGAUUCUGUCGGCUUGUCCUCACUGUCUCGGUCCACAAAGGAGCCCAACAGACAGUUUGUAGAUGAUCAGGAUAAAAAGACAACAGAAGAGGAGUUUGACAAGAAUACCAAGUAUUGCAGUCAUCAGCAGACGGACGAUAAUCUGAAAGAGAUGAGAAAGGAUUUAGACCAGGGUGCAGGUGGGUCAAAUAAAAAUGAUCCAGAAAAGAGUCAAAGCACUUUAGGAAAAAUGGAUGAAGAAUCAAACGAUAGUGUUUCACUCCUUAAAGUAAAUAAGCGGAAUAAAAAGGACCAUCGGGGAGAAGGGAUCAAUGGUGGGAUGGCAGGCCAGGUUAGGGUGAAGGGUGCUGGAUUUGGAUCUAAGGAGAAGCAGGGCCCUUUAGAGGAAGCUUCCUCUGAGCUCCAGAAAGAAGGAAUCAGGUUGAAGAUCAAGAUUCCUCCCCACCGUCGAAACAAGCUGAAGGGAAAAGGAGGAAAGGUGGAGGAGAAGGACAGAGAGCAGGAGGUGCAAGAGGAAGAGAGGACUCUGAGGAGGUCUGCAAGAAUAUGCAGAUCAUCUGCUUUGCCAACCUGCAGGCCAAGCUCGAAGGCAGCUGAAAGCCAGAAAAAGAAAACACAAAGAAAACAGGUGCUACCUUCCAGAACGAAGGAAGAGGAGGAGAAAGAGGAGGAAGAAGAGGAGCAAAGCUCGACUGCAAAGAAAGACAGAAAAGCUGAAUCUACUGGAAAAAUGAGGAAAAGAAGGGGUAAACGGAGGCACGGAUGUCCCCGAUGGUCCAACAUUCGCACAAAGCGACGCAAACUGAACGAGGGAGAGGAGGUGGAGGAUAGGAAACGAGGUGAGGAAGAAGGUGAUGGAGGGAGCGACUCGGAGGAAGAAUCUUGUAAAUCAGAGGAGAUUCCCAGCGAGGACGCCUGCAGUCACUGCGGCCUGCCCAACCACCCCGAACUGAUCCUGCUUUGUGACUCUUGUGAUAGUGGUUACCACACUGCCUGUCUGCGACCGCCGCUCAUGCUGAUCCCAGACGGAGAGUGGUUCUGUCCGCCCUGCCAACAUAAACUGUUGUGUGAGAAAUUGGAAGAGCAGCUCCAGAAUCUGGACAGUGCUCUGAAGAAGAAAGAGAGAGCAGAGAGAAGGAGGGAACGGUUGGUAUAUGUCGGGAUCAGUGUGGAGAACAUCAUUCCUGAGGGAGACGAAGAGGAAGAGGAGAAGUCUGCAAAGAAGAAAGAUCCUAAAAAGUGUAAAAAUCUUGGGAGGAGAUCAACCAGGACCAGGAAGCACAUAAGCUACAGGUUUGAUGACUUUGACGAUGCCAUUGAUGAGGCUAUCGAGGAGGACUUCAGGGACAUCUGUGAUGAGAGUGGGAAGGGUAAAGACAUCAGUUCAGUCUUAUCAGAGAGAGGAAAGGAGAGCCAGCGGCCAAUCAGAAACCAGUCUCGAGCUGCCAGAAACAGGAAGAAGCGGAGACUGAACGACCUGGAGAGCGACAGCACGGCAGCUGAAAGCGAAGACGAGUUCAUGCUCAGCAACAGCUCAGAGGAUGAGGAUUUUGGAGCAUCAGGGGGAGAUGAUGACGAAGAGGAAGAUGAAGAUGUGGCCAGCAAUGGGGGCAGCUGGGACAGAGGGACCCGCCCAAGACAGACAUUGAGAGAAGUGCCCAAAUACAAACGGAAGAGAACCCAACGCAGGGGCAGGAAACGGAGGCGGAGAUGCUCCACCGAGGAAGAGGAGGAGGACAGUGAGGAAGAGAUGGACUCAGAUCAGUUCAGCAACAUGACCGACAGUGAUGCUGACAAAAAAAGGCGUGGUCUGAGGCGGGGUCAGCACCAGCAGGUCAACUACCGUGAGACAUCAGAGUCAUCCGACAACUCCACGGUCUCUGCCAGCAAAGACAAGGUGAAACCCCGCGGCAGACCACGCAAGGAGCAUCUCUCCAGCGACUACAGUGACGUGUCGCCUUCCUCCAGAGACUCAGAGGAGGAUGAUUAUGAAGAUGAGGAGGAAGAUGACCAGAGAAGGAGAGUGAACAGGAGGAGAAUAGCAGAGGAAUACCUCCGGAGAAGCAGAAUAAGAGAAAAGCGGAGUAGAUACGAAGAUGAGGAGGAUGAAGGGGAACGAGGGAGGCGGCGGAAAAAGACGCAAAUGGAAAAGGCGGAUAAUAAAGACAAGAGGAGGAGAUUAAUGAGGAUGGACAGGGAUGAGGAGAAUCUGGAGAAGAUGGGUCGGGGGAGGAGGAGAGAGAUCCUGUCGCAGCAGCGACGCAAACGUCUUGCUCAGAUGUUGAAGAAACGGCGACCUUCCACAGACGAGGAGGAUGAGGAAGAAUCUGAAGACUCAGAAUCAUCAUCAGAGGAGGAUCGUCCCAUCCGUAAAAGACUCAAUCGCAUUGACUCUGAUGAUGAAGAGGAAGAUGACGAGGAGGAAGAGGAUGGAAGACAGAAGAUGACAACCAAAAAAUCCUCAGUGGCGGAGACGAAGGCUGACAACAGAAAUGACAGCGAUGCUCAGGACAAGGGGAGGAGCUGUAGCAUGUCUCCGUCAAACGGACAUUGGACCUCCAGAGGCUCAACAAAGCCUGGGCCUGAGAGCCCCACAGUGCCCCUGGACAGUGCUUCCCCUGGCAGGCAGAGCAGGAACAAUCCCCCCUUGUGUCUAGGCAAAGGGGAAGAUGAGAGGGAGGACCAGUCGGACUCAGUAUACUCUGUCCAGAACAGUCCGCAGUCAUGAUGGCUGUUUGUGUCAAUAACACUUGCUUUUUUUUUGUUUUUCUUUUACCCACAGACCACCUUUUAAACUGGAUAUUCCUCUCCCCC